Mucor velutinosus is the source of this 1539-nucleotide messenger RNA. RefSeq lists its product as uncharacterized. The transcript has 5 exons. NCBI's taxonomy places the organism in Eukaryota, Fungi, Mucoromycota, Mucoromycetes, Mucorales, Mucoraceae. Bases 1 to 1539 code for a protein of 512 amino acids. Gene Ontology annotation, molecular function: heme binding; oxidoreductase activity, acting on paired donors, with incorporation or reduction of molecular oxygen; iron ion binding. The record is from RefSeq and is a predicted model, not a curated record.
AUGGCUGUAUUAUCCACUUUGGUGACCUCACUCCCCCCUCUUUCCAACAUUAUCUUGUAUGCUUUUCUUUCCUUGGUAGUGUACAUUGUAUUUGAUAUUGUCAAUCAACUGUUUGGCCCCAAGGAUGCCAAACAGCCUCCUGUGGUGUUUUCAUGGAUUCCUUUUAUGGGCAAUGCUGUUGAAUUUGGCAUCAACCCUAUUCAAUUCUUGCAAAACUGUCAAAAGAAGUACGGCGAUGUAUUCACCUUUAGAAUGGUUGGUAAGAAGGUCACGGUUCUCUUGGGUGCUGAUGGAAAUCAGUUUGUCUUCAACUCCAAACAAAACAUGUCAUCUGCUGCUGAAGCUUACAACGACAUGACCAAAUACGUCUUUGGCCGUGAAGUCGUCUAUGAUGCUCCUCAUAGCGUCUUUUUGGAGCAAAAGAGAUUCAUCAAGGCUGGCUUGAAUACAGAGUGUUUCCGUCAACAUGUGCCUAUGAUUGUCGAUGAAGUUACUGAUUUCUUCAAGGGUUUCAAAAAGCCCACGGGCACUUUUGACGCUUAUCACACCUUUGGCUCUUUGAUUAUCUGUACUGCCUCUCGUUGUUUGAUGGGCAAGGAGAUCCGUGCUGGAUUGGAUGGAAAUGUCGCACAAUUAUAUUACGAUCUUGAUCAAGGCUUCCAGCCCAUCAAUUUUAUCUUUUCCAACUUGCCUCUGCCUUCAUAUCGUAGACGUGAUGAAGCUUGUAAGAAGAUGGCUGAGCUCUAUUCUAGCAUUAUUCAACGCAGAAAGGCCGAGAAUGAUAAUACCAAUGCUGAUUUGCUCCAAGCUUUGAUGGAAUCCACAUACAAAGAUGGUACUCCUGUUCCCGACAAGCAUAUCGCUGGUAUGAUGAUUGCCGUCUUAUUCGGUGGCCAACACACCUCUGCUACAACCACUGCUUGGACUCUCCUCGAAUUAGCCGCUCGCCCUGAUCUUAUUCGUGCCUUGCGUGAAGAACAAAUCGAAAAGUUGGGUUCUCUCAAGACUGAUUUGACAUUUGAAAACCUCAAAGAGUUGACCUUGUUGGAAAACUGUGUUCGUGAGACUUUACGUCUUCAUCCACCCAUCUUCCAAAUGAUGAGAAAGGUGAUUGCUGAAAAGGUGACAUUUGAAAAGACUGGACAUGAGAUCCCCAAGGGCAACUUUCUUUGCGCUGUCCCUGGUGUAACCCAAGUGGAUGAGACCUAUUUCAAGGAUCCUCUCAAGUACAAUCCCAUGCGUUGGGUCGAUUUAGACGAUCCCGUUCAUAAUAUGGAGGCUGGUGAUGAUGCAGAUGUCGACUACGGUUUCGGUGCUGUUGGUAUCUCUUCAAAGAACCCCUUCCUGCCUUUCGGUGCUGGACGUCAUCGUUGUAUCGGCGAGACUUUUGGCUACCUGCAAAUCAAGACCAUCAUUGCCACCAUGAUCCGUAUGUUUGAUAUCGAGUUGGAAGGAAAGAGUGUUCCUAAGCCUGAUUACACUUCCAUGGUUGUUGUUCCUGAAAAGCCUGCCAACAUCAAGUACACUUGGAGAGAGUAA